CCUCCCCCUCAGGAGGGAGCAGCUGACCACAGGCUCCGCCCACUGCACUCAAAACAGUUCUGUCUGUGACGAAGUGAAACUCAGACAGUCGUUGUUACCGAGAGACGAAAUGGCGCAGCAAAGAAUUGAGCUGCAGCGAGAGCGAUUCUGCUGUUCCAUCUGUUUGGAUCUUCUGAAGGAUCCAGGGACUCUUCAAUGUGGACACAGCUACUGUAUGAACUGUAUUAAAAGCCACUGGGACAAAGAGGAUGAGAGAAGGAUCUACAGCUGCCCUCAGUGUAGAAAGAUCUUCACACCGCGGCCUGAACUGAUGAAAAGCACCAUGUUAGCAGAUUUAGUGGAGGAGCUGAAGAAGACUGAACUCCACGCUGCUCCUGCUGAUCACUGCUAUGCUGGAGCUGAAGAUGUGGCCUGUGAUUUCUGCACUGGGAGGAAACAUAAAGCUCUCAAGUCCUGUUUGGUUUGUUUGGCCUCUUUCUGUGAGGAACAUCUCCAGCCUCAUCAUCAAUCACCUGCAUUUAAGAAACACAAGCUGGUAGAGCCGUCCAAGAACCUCCAGGAGAACAUCUGCCCUCGUCACGAUGAGGUGAUGAAGAUGUUCUGCCGUACUGAUCAGCAGUGCUUCUGUUAUCUCUGCUCUGUGGACGAACAUAAAGACCACGACACGGUCUCAGCUGCAGCAGAGAGGACGCAGAAGCAGAGAGAGCUGGAUCUGAGUCGAGAAGAAAUCCAGCAGAGAGUCCAGGACAUAGACAGAGACGUGAAGGUGCUUCAACAGGAGGUGGAGGCUCUCACUCUCUCUGCUGAUAAAGCCGUGAAGGACAUUGAGAAGACAUUCACUGAGAUGAUGCGUCUCCUGCAGAAAAGAAGCUCUGACAUGAAGCAGCAGAUCAGAUCCCAGCAGGAAACUGAAGUGAGUCGAGUCAAAGAUCUUCAGGAGAAGCUUCAGCAGGAGCUCACUGAGCUGAACAAGAGAGAAGCUGAACUGAAGCAGCUCUCACUCACACACGACCACAACCAGUUUCUCCUCAACUACCGCUCACUGUCAGCACUCAGUCCGUCGACACACUCGUACACCGUCCAUGUCCGUCCUCUGAGACACUUUGAGGAGGUGACAGCGGCUGUGGCAGAGGUCAAAGGUCAAAUACAGGACGUCCUGACUGAGACGUGGACAAACAUCUCACUGGCUGUGACUCUAGUAGAUGUUUUACUGACAGAUCCAGAACCAAAGACCAGAGCUGAAUUCCUCAGAUAUUCACAGGAAAUCACACUGGAUCCAAACACAGUUCACACACAGCUGUUAUUAUCUGAGGGAAACAGGAAAGUGACAUUUAUGAAGAAAAAUCAGUCUUAUCCUCGUCACACAGACAGAUUCACUGAUGUGUGUCAGGUCCUGAGUAAAGAGAGUCUGACUGGACGCUGUUACUGGGAGGUGGAGCGGAGAGGAGGAGUUUAUGUAGCAGUGACUUACAAGAACAUCAGCAGAUCAGGAGAUAAAAGUAGAUUUGGAUUCAAUGACAAAUCUUGGAGUUUAUAUUGUUCCCAAAACGAUUGUAAGUUUGAUCACAACAGUAUCAAGACUAAAGUCUCAGAUGUUAAAGUCUCCAGAGUCGGAGUUUACCUGGACCACAGAGCAGGUCUGUCCUUCUACAGCGUCUCUGACACCAUGACUCUGCUCCACAGAGUCCAGACCACGUUCACUCGGCCUCUCUAUGCUGGAGUCUGGCUUUGUUAUGAUUAUGGAGACACAGCUGAGUUCUGUAAACUCAAAUAACCUUGAGUUAUGUAAGAAGAAGUGAGUUAAAGGUGUAGACCACAACUUUCAAAGGUAAACAAAUGUCUUUUGGAUUCAAACCACUGUCAAAGUCGCUGAUUAAGUCUGUCAGGUCCACACGACUCUCUGUGUUUCUCUGCAACAAAGUCCACAGAGAAAAUCAGU
Molecule: messenger RNA, 1939 nt
Organism: Solea senegalensis (Senegalese sole)
Lineage: Eukaryota; Metazoa; Chordata; Actinopteri; Pleuronectiformes; Soleidae
Product: tripartite motif-containing protein 16-like
Exons: 1
Coding region: 110-1774 (554 amino acids)
Molecular function (GO): zinc ion binding
Source: RefSeq, a predicted model, not a curated record